AUGGAUUUUCAGGAAAGUAGCGGUAGUUUAAUUGGCAAAGGGCUUCCAAAUCAAGAAGCUAAUGUAAAUGAACAAGCUACUGAAAAGAAUUCAUUAAAUGAUCAAUUUCUUGCUUUAAAUGAAAAAAUUGAUGCAUAUAAUCGGAAAAAAGCACCUGAAAAAACAGGAAAGAAGUCAUCAUCGAAGAAAAACAACUCACAAAUAACAAAACUCCUUCGUUCCAGCAAGAAAAUUUCUUUGCAACCGAUUAAGAAAGUAAAAAAGCAAAGCGAAACUAAAUCCAUCGAAAACAACGCACAGCAAGUAGAUACAAAUGUAUCUGAAGAAAUUUCUGAGAAAAAUAAUAACAAUGAAACCGAAAUUCAAGAAAAUUCUCAACAGAAUCCAGAAGAACCUUCAACCACAGAGAAUGAAAUCAAUUCAAUAGAUAAUAAUGAUAAUAUCAAUACAUUAUCAAAAAAUAUUUCUACCAAAAAAAUGCCUGUUCGAGAAAUCCAAAUUCCAACAGCAUCUAACGAUAAAUCAUCGAUUGGCUUUAGAGGAAUUAAUACUCAAUUUAUACCACCAAAACCAGUUUUUCAAAAUCCAAUAGUUUAUUUAACUCCAGAAGAAAAAAGACUACUCAAGAAAACUAAAAAGCCAAAGUUAAUUGAUACAAUCAUUACAGAUCAAUCAGAUGACGCUCCUGAAGAUAUUUAUCUCAAUUAUCUCGAAAUAUAUCAUAAUAUAUUAGAUUCUGACUACUUAGACAUAAUAAAGUCCGAAAUUCCAGAAGAUUUAUUGGAAAUUUUGACAGAUUUAGACUUUGAUUAUAAAAUGAUUACAUUUACACCUGAAUACGUCGAAAGGAUCAAAGCUCAUAAGCUCGAUAGUGCUAUUCCAGUUCCAGAAGACCCAGAUUCCGAACUUGAAGAAGAAAUUUUUAGAAAACAAAAGGAAAUUGACAUGAGAAAGCCACUUAAACCAUUACAAGAUAUAGAUUUAGACUCUUCUGACUUCGAAUACCAGGAUAAAAUGAGAAAUGUCGUUUUAGAUAUCAAAGAUAAUCGAGGAAAUCCGAAAUAUGUCAGUGACACGUUCCAAAGUGAUUCAUAUUAUUCAUAUCCAUCAUAUUCAGAUUCAUAUUCCUACAAAAGUUACCAAAACUCUGAAUCUCAGAAUAAUAUUCCAGAUGAUUCGUAUAAUACUGACAAUUACAAUGAUAACUAUGCAAAUCAUGAUGAUAUUGAAUCAACACCAUUAGUUGAAUCUAAUUCCGAACAAGAAAAUCCUGAAUUUAUUCCAGAUGAAGAGGAAGAAGCGAAACAAGAGCCAAAACAAGUUGCGCCAGUCAGUCUCAUCCAAGAAGCCAUCGAAGAAGACAACAAAGUCAGAAGAAGACGUCAAAGAAUUCAACCAGAAUUCCCAGUAAAAUUUUUUGAAGAAGAAAAACCUCCAAAACCGGAAAAACCGAAAAUUGAACUCAAACCAGAAGAUUUCAGACAAGCAUUGUAUAUAGAUGCACCAUUGGAUAAUGCCAAAGCCACAGCCAUUAAGAAGAAGAGUGAAUCUUUAGUUAAUUUGGAAGAAAACAACAAAAAUCUUCCAUCCAAACAAGAAAUCAUUGUAGAAAGGGUUCCAAUUGCAGGAACAAACAAAGUCAAGCUCAUUAAAAAGAUUGUCAAGAAAGUUCUUGUUGAAAAGAAAGUAGAACCAAAGAAAGAACCAGAAAAUGUUGAAUACCAAGAAAUAGAAAUCAAAAAGAAGAUAAACAAAAAGAAAAAGAAGAGGAAAACAAAGAAAACACCAAUCGUUACUAAAGAAGAAGAACCAAACAAUUGGGUUUUCGAUAUAAAUAAUAAUCAAGAAGAAGAAGAAACUAAAAAUAAAGAAGAUGAAAAUGACGAAAAAAUUGAAAAUUUAGUUGAUGAAAUACAGAUAUUUAAUGAAGAAGAGAGACAGAAACAGUUGGAAGAAGCGAAAAGACAAGAAGAAGAAAGAAUCAAACAGGAACAAAAGCAAAAGGAAGAACAGGAAAAACAGAAACAACAAGAAGCUCAAGAAAAAGAAGAAAAACUGAUGCAAGUUUUGCAAUUUCUGAAAGAAACAAAUCAAUUACCUCCAAAACAAGUUGAAAAACUAGAACAAAAGCAGAAACAAAAAGGAAUUGUUCCAAAAGAAAAAGAAGAAGAAAAAACAGAGAAAGAGAAAGAAAAAGACGAAAAGUUUUCAAAAGAAAAGAGAGAAAGAUCUCCUAUCUACAGAAGAAAAGAAAAUAGAAGGAGAAUUGAGUUGGUUUCUCCUUCAAAAUACUUCGAUGAUUCUGAUGAUUUCGAUACAAGAAAGAAACAACAAAAGACUCAAGAAAUGCCUAAACAAGAAAUACGUCCGAAAGGAAAGAUAAUUGAUCCUAAACAAUUCUUUGUCGAAGAAGAAAAUCAAUUAAAAGAAGAAAUUAAACCGAAAAUUGAAGAAAAAGUGACAGAAGUGAAGUCAGAAGAAAAACCAACAAUUCCUGAACAAACAAAUGAAACAAUUUCUCCUGAAAUCAAAGAAGAGAAACCAAUAAUUGAACAAAUUAAGGAAAAUGUUGUUCAAAAUCAAGAAAAUGAAAUAAAUGUUGAUCAAGAUCAACAAAUUCCUAAUUUGGUUGAAUCUGAAAAACAAAUUCCAAAAAUACAAGUCGAGAAAAUCGAAAUUCCUCCAGUACAAAAAGAAGAAAAAGUUCCUGAAACUAAAAAAGAACAAAUUCAAAUUCAAAAAGAAAUUGUUCAAGAAACUAAAAAACAAAAGGAAGAAAGAACUCGUGAUUCUAAGAAACAAAAGGAAGAAAAAAUUGAAAAUACUAAGAAAGAAAAAGAACAAAAUCAAAAUCCUGAAAAACAAAAAGUGGAAAUUGGUCAAGAAAAAGUGACAGAAAAACCGCCAACAGAUAAAAGAAAACCAUCAAAUCAAAUACCAGUUGAACAGAUUGCAUCAGAACUCCCAGUUAUUGAGAAUGAGCCAGAGAAAGUUGAAGAAAAGAUUGAAGAGGAAGAAGAGGAAGAAAAGAAAGAGCCAAGAAUCAGAUUCACAAAAAUUAAUUGUAUUGUUGAUGAAGGCUGGAAAUUCUAUGAUUUUAAGACAAACAAUCCUGGAAGAAUGCUUGGUAUCAGUGACAAACCAAUAUCAUUACCAAUUUCUCCUGAUUUCAAUUUAGAAGACGAAGAAAAACUUCAGAAACCACUUCUAUUUUUAGAUGCAAUGACAGAUUGGAAAGAAAUGUCUGACGAAGUUGUUGUAUCAGAAAAAGAAGAAAGACUUCAAACUAAAAACGGAAUCAUCAAGUUUGAAGCAAAUCUAAAACCAACAGGUGCAAUGACAUUCAAGAAAGAGCCAUUUUACGACAGAUUGAGGAGAUCUCCUUCAUUUGAUUUCGCUGAAUUGGAAAAAUUCUCUAGAUUCUUCAAACAGGAAAUGAACAAACAGAAGAAGAGUCUCAAACUGAAAGAUAUCAAAUUCGAUACCAAUUUCGAAGUAUUGAACAUCAAAAAUAGAUCUACUAAAAUUAUCCAUGAAUCUAAACCUGAAAUAAAACAAGAAAUGAAACAAGAAAAACGUGACACAAAAGUGACAAAACCAAUUAUCAUUGAAGAACCAAAAAUUACUAAUGAAACAUGGGAUAAUUACAAAGAUGAUCUAUUUAUUGAGAAAGAAGAUGAAAAACAACCAGAAAAAGAAGAAAUUACCGAAGAAAAAAUCGAAGAAAAAGAAGAAAUUCAUGAAGAAAUUGAAAUCGAAAAAGAAGAAAUUAUUGAAGAAAAAGAAAUUGUUAAUAAUAAAGGAGUAGAAACAGAAAAAAUUGAAGAAAAAGUUGAAGAAAAAACAGUUCAAAACAAUAAAGUUGAAGAAGGAAAAGAAGUUGUUAUUAAUAAUGAACAAGAAAUCCUUAAAGUUAUUGAUAAAGAGGAAGAAGAAAGACUUGCAAAAGAGAAGGAAGAACAAGAGAGAAUUGCAAAGGAAAAGGAAGAAAGAAAGAGAAGAAAAGAAGAAAUGAAGAAAGCAAAAGAACAAGUAAAAAAAGAAAUCGAAGAAAAGAAGAAACAGAAACAAAAACUUCUCAGACAAGUAAAGAAAUCAUUAAGUCAAAGAGUCGGACAACCUCUUUCGUAUCCUUUACCUCCAAUUGUUCCUGAAAUUGAAGAUGAAGAAGAAAACGAACUUGACAUUAUUGAGAGAGGUUGUCCAUCAUAUCCUGUUGAUGAUUACAUUGACGAACAACUGUUUGAAUUAGCUGAUGAUGAUUUGAAGAAAGAAAUUGAAGAUGUCGCAUAUAAUUUGAUGUUUGAUGUCAAUCUGAAAGAAGCAAAAAUUUAUGAUGAAAUCAAUUUCGGAUUUUGCGAAAAACACAAUAUUUCACUACCAAAACGAAGAGCAUAUGACAUUGUCAUGUCUGAGAAAGAAAAGAGAGACAAGUUAGUUAUAGAAAGGAAGCAGACCGAAGAAGAAAUGAAGAAACAGAAAGAAAGAGAAGAAGAAGAAAACAUCAGAAGAGAAAUCGAAGAAAGAAAGAGACAAGAACAGAUAAAGAAACUCCAAGAAGAUCAAGAAAGAAGAGAAAUAGAAGAAAGAAGGAAGAGAGCAAUCGAAGACAGAAAGAGAAUGGAAUUAGAGAGGCAGAAACAAGAAGAAGAGCAAAUGAAGAGAAAACAAAGAGAGGAAGAAGAAAGAAGAAGAAUUAUAGAGAAAGAAAAGAAGAAGAGACAAAAAGAAGAGGAAGCAAGGAAACAGAAAUUGUUGGAAGAACAAAGAAGAAGAGAAUUCGAAGAAAGAAGAAUCAGACAACUCGAAGAACAGAAACAAAGAGAAGAAGAGAAACUCAAAGAAAGAAAAGAAAUGGAAGAGAAGAGAAAAGUAGAAUUAGAAAUGGAGAAACAGAAACAAUUAAGAGAAUUGAAAGAGAAUUACGAACUCAGAAAGAAAGAAUUGGAAUUGCAGAAACAGAGGAAAGAACUUGAAGAACAAAGAAGAAUUGCUGAAGAAGAAAGGAAAAAGAGAGAAAUGGAAGAAACUAAAAAGAAAUUGCUCGAAAAGAAGAAGAAAAACGAAAACUCAAAGAAGAAAAAGAAAAUCAAAAUCCUCGACGAAGAAAUUCGUGUUCAAAACAUCCUCAAAAUCAAUGCAAUCAAUGCAAACAAACUCCAUUAUGUCGUAGAAGAAGAUGACGAACCAGAUGAAUACAGAAUAAGAUACAAUGGUGUUUUGUUCUGUAAAUCAUGGCCAGAAAACAAUGACAUUUAUGCAGAUUUGAGAGAUAAUUUCCCUGUUGUUUUCGCUAUGACUUUCCCUGAUGAUAAAUACAUGGUAAAUUCUAUCGAAACAUUCGAGAAUUUGGCUGAAAAUCCAAAGAUUGUUGAGAUGGGAAUUGACAUGAAUUAUGAGUAUUCUUUGACUCCUUUGACUCAAGCAAUGCAGCCAAGAGUUCAGACAGCUUUGCAGGCUAUUUCAACAGAAAUAGAAACUGCUAAAGACUUACUCGAACACGACAAACUGAUUGUCAAUGAUAUAAUCAGACAAAAAGCUUUUGAAAAAUUAUAG
Messenger RNA from Trichomonas vaginalis G3, 5556 nucleotides. RefSeq names its product histone-lysine N-methyltransferase ASH1 family. Lineage: Eukaryota; Parabasalia; Trichomonadida; Trichomonadidae. The transcript has a single exon. Bases 1 to 5556 code for a protein of 1851 amino acids. The record is from RefSeq and is a predicted model, not a curated record.